GUCAUACUUUCUCAAUUGAUUUUUUUAUUGUAUCCAUUAUGCGCACAUGAAUAAAAUUGUAGGCACUCGAAAUCAAAGCGUUGGUUUUCAAAGGUUGACAAAUUCCCACCAAACUCUACUUGUGAUUGUUGAUCGGAGGGGCAUUAGCAUAGCAGCAGUUGUGUGUCAACUUGGAGAUGAUUUGGAGAGGAUACAUAUUGGCCCUCAGCUUCUGCUGUUGUUGUCUCCUGCUCCUUGUUGCACCUGCACCUGCUCCCAUUACCCAUCCUUCCGAAGUUAGCGCAUUACUAGCAGUGAAGAAGCAAUUGGUUGAUCCAAAGAACAAUGUCAGAAAUUGGGACAAAGGGGAUCCUUGCACAUCCAACUGGACUGGAAUUCUAUGUUUUCAUAAUCUUGGGAAGGAUGGAUAUUUGCAUGUUCAGGAACUUCAGCUACUAAAUAUGAAUCUCUCUGGAACUUUAGCGCCUGAACUUGGCCAACUUUCUCACCUCAAAAUACUAGAUUUCAUGUGGAAUGAAUUGACUGGUAGUAUACCGAAGGAGAUAGGACAUAUCUCUACCUUAAGACUCCUACUCUUGAACGGAAACAAAUUAUAUGGUUCUUUGCCAGAUGAACUUGGCUACCUCUCAAAUCUGAGUAGACUUCAACUAGAUCAGAACAACAUUUCUGGUCAAAUACCGAAAACCUUUGCCAACAUGAGCAGUGUGAGACACCUCCACCUCAACAACAACUCCCUUGCAGGCCAAAUUCCUCCAGAGUUAUCUCAGAUAUUCACUUUGCUUCACUUGCUUUUGGAUAAUAAUAACUUAUCUGGAUAUCUUCCUCCAGAAUUCUCGAACUUGCCAAACUUGCGCAUUCUUCAGCUCGAUAACAAUGACUUCAGUGGAUCUGUUAUUCCAGCUUCUUACAGGAACUUUUCUAGAUUAGUGAAAUUAAGUCUCAGAAAUUGCAGUUUGCAGGGAGCUGUUCCUGAUCUUAGCAGGAUCCCAAGCCUUAGCUAUCUGGAUCUCAGCCGGAACCAUCUUGCUGGACCCAUACCUGAAAAUAAGCUUUCAGAGAAUAUGACAACCAUUGAUCUUUCAGAUAACCAGCUAAAAGGAUCUAUCCCUGGAAGUUUCUCAGACCUUCAUUCACUUCAGAAACUAUCACUCAAGAAUAAUUUUCUGACAGGUCCUGUUCCUACCAACAUUUGGCAGAACAUGUCCUUCAGUACUAGCGCUAGACUUAAGCUAGAUCUUAGAAACAAUUCAUUCUCAAGCAUUCAAGGACAUCUAAAUCCUCCAGUGAAUGUUACCUUGGGGCUUGAAGGCAAUCCUGUCUGCAAAAAUGCGAACUUAUUGAAUGUAAACCUGUUCUGUGGAUCUGAGCCUCGAGAGGAUAAGAUGCUUACAAACUUAAAUUACUCAACAGCGAAUUGCCCAAUUCAAGCAUGCCCCACAGACAAUUUCUAUGAAUAUGUCCCAGCGUCUCCUCUGCCGUGUUUCUGUGCCGCACCUCUCAGAAUUGGAUAUCGUCUGAAGAGCCCUAGUUUUUCUUAUUUUCCUCCAUACAUCCAGCCUUUGGAGGUGUAUUUGACUAGUUCAUUGAAAUUAAGCCGAUAUCAACUGUCAAUUGACACAUAUUCUUGGGAGAAAGGACCACGUCUAAGGAUGUACUUGAAGCUUUUUCCUAGCCUCAAUGUUAACCACUCCAGUACUUUUAAUGUGAGCGAAGUUCAGAGAAUCAGACACAUAUAUACAUCAUGGACUUUUCCUGGUAGUGCCUUGUUUGGACCCUAUGAGUUGCUCAAUUUCACUCUACUCGGACCUUAUGCAGAUAUGAAGUUUGAGAAUGAAAAUCAAGGUAUUAGUAAGGGUAUUUUGGUAGCCGUUGCGGUCGGGGGUGUUGCCUGUGCAGUUGCAAUGUCUGUUAUAAUAACAAUUCUAAUAACAAGAAGAUACGCAGGAAACCACCAUGCAAUGUCAAGAAAACGUUUGUCUACAAAGGUUUCUAUGAGACUUGGUGGGGUGAAAUACUUUACAUUUAAAGAAAUGGCACUUGCUACUGACAACUUUAACAGCUCAAGUCAAGUUGGUCAAGGAGGGUAUGGAAGAGUGUAUAAAGGCACUUUACCAGACAAAACAGUUGUUGCCAUAAAACGUGCAGAAGAAGGAUCUUUGCAGGGGCAAAAAGAAUUUUUUACAGAGAUAAAGCUUUUGUCAAGGCUGCAUCACCGAAAUCUAGUUUCCUUGGUUGGAUAUUGUGAUGAAGAAGGGGAACAGAUGUUGGUAUAUGAGUUCCUGCCCAAUGGUACCUUGAGGGACUGGCUUUCUGCUAAAUCUAAAAGAAGCCUAAAUUUUGGAAUGAGAUUACGUAUUGCACUGGGUUCGGCCAAGGGAAUUCUUUACCUCCAUACUGAAGCACAUCCUCCGGUAUUCCACCGGGAUAUCAAAGCUAGCAACAUUCUUCUUGACUCCAAACUUAAUGCAAAAGUUGCUGAUUUUGGUCUCUCACGUUUAGCUCCAGCCCUGGAAGACGAGGGAGCUGUGCCAGAUCAUGUGUCCACAGUUGUGCGGGGAACACCAGGCUACCUUGAUCCAGAAUACUUUUUGACCCAUAAAUUGACUGACAGAAGUGAUGUUUAUAGCCUUGGAGUUGUUUUCCUGGAGAUGUUGACGGGUAUGCGACCAAUAUCACAUGGCAGAAACAUUGUCCGUGAGGUGAAUACUGCUCAUCAGUCCGGCUUGAUGAUGUCAAUAAUAGAUGGUAGAAUGGGGUGUUAUCCCUCUGAAUGUAUCGAGAGAUUCGCAGGGCUAGCUUUGAGUUGUUGCCACAACAAGCCAGAGAAGCGUCCAUCAAUGUUGGAUGUGGUAAAGCAGCUAGAGUACAUACUGACAAUGAUGCCAGAAACUGAAUCGGUUUCAUCAGAUUUGGUUUCCUCGUAUCCAAAUUCAGGCAAGUUGCUAUCAUCAGCAUCAUCUUCCGCCUCCUAUGUUUCAACAUUGAAUGUUUCAGGGAGUGAUCUUAUCAGUGGCGUUAUUCCUUCUAUCAAACCUCGCUGAGCUGACAGACUAAAUCCAUAUGUGCAUCAUCUAGUAUUCUCUCCAAUAUGUUUUCCUUCAUUCUUGCCUACUGUUUGUUUGUUUUUGGUAGGAGGGAGCGGGUGAGAAAAUGAGAUUAGAGGACCAUAAUGAAAAUUGUGGUGUGAUUUAUUGACAUGUAAUGUAAAGUAAAUAUUAUACAAGACUUUCAUCUCUAAAAACAAUUUCCGUAA
Molecule: messenger RNA, 3253 nt
Organism: Gossypium raimondii (Peruvian cotton)
Lineage: Eukaryota; Viridiplantae; Streptophyta; Magnoliopsida; Malvales; Malvaceae
Product: probable LRR receptor-like serine/threonine-protein kinase At1g06840
Exons: 21
Coding region: 177-3041 (954 amino acids)
Biological process (GO): protein phosphorylation
Molecular function (GO): ATP binding; protein kinase activity; protein binding
Source: RefSeq, a predicted model, not a curated record